Messenger RNA from Oikopleura dioica, 1524 nucleotides. The record is from the annotation of a GenBank genome assembly. Lineage: Eukaryota; Metazoa; Chordata; Appendicularia; Copelata; Oikopleuridae.
AUGCAUACAUUUUCUAACCCUGUGCAAGGCAAAGUAUUCGCUCGAUUAGAAGGACGAUCUCUAAAUGAUCGACCAAUCUACGAACUUGAAGGGCCCGGACGCGAGUAUUUCCUGUACUACUACUCGACAGCAACGGAUAACUUCUGGCUUAUAAGCGAUCAAAUCAACACGCUCCAGGUCAACGGCUACAGUUUCGAGCAGCAACUCUGCCCGCAAGAUAUGCACAUAAGAAGUUCAAUGUCUGGUGCUUGGAAGUGGGCCUGGGCAAGCUGUGCUAAUGCACCGAGAUUUGGUGAAUGGUCUGAAUGGGAUUCCUGUCAAGCUGACCGCCGCGGCAACUGUUCAAGAAAGCGACUCAGAUUUUGCAAAGGAGGCCAGGCUGGUUACGCGGUAGGCUGCCCCGAAGGACAGAACGUCGAGUCCGAAUCCUGCAACUGCCUCGGAUUCGAGCCAGAGGCCGUUUCCGCCCCUGGCGCAAAGGAAGUAUCUAGCAUCGCCUGGGGCGGGUGGGGAGCCUGGAGCGGUUGUUCACGCUCUUGUGGCGCCGGAAUGCGCAGGAGAAAUAGACUCUGCGAUGGAGGUUUUAUCGGGCAAGGCUCGUGCUCCCGUUUUGAUAAUAUUGAAACUGAACAGUGUAACACGCACACUUGCCCUGGCUGGGCGAAUUGGGGCGCUUGGGAAGGAUGUAGCAAAACUUGCGGCCACGGACAACAGCGUCGAACACGGGAAUGCGAGGGCGCACAGGUAGGAAGUUCUAGUUGCCCAAAGAAGGACGAGCAAGAUUUCCAAUUCUGCGGAGGUCUUCCUUGCCCUAGCUGGAGUGGCUGGGGAAUCUGGUCCCCAUGCUCGAGCACCUGCGGUCAAGGCCACCGAGCACGAUCCAGAGGCUGCCUUUACGCAAGUAUCGGAAGUUCGGAAUGCCCAGCUGCAGAUGCCGCUGAAAUGGAAACGUGCACAGAGAAAGCUUGUGCCAAUAAUGUGAAAAAACCAACGGCAGCGGCAAGCAUGCUCGGUUCUUGGACUUCGUGGAGUUCUUGCAGCGUCAGUUGUGGAGGAGGAACCCAAGAACGGAGCCGAUCCUGCUCUGGAAGAAAGCCUCAGUGUCGUAAGUUCAUUACAGCCGAAUCGAGAAGCUGCGGUGAAGAAGAAUGCCCGGUCGCACUUGGCUGGGCGGACUGGACAGCUUGGACUCAGUGCAGCGCUAGCUGCGGAGAGGGACAACAAACGCGUACACGAUCCUGCCCGGAUGGCGAAACUUGUCAAGGAACUGCUCAACAAAGCCAGCAGUGUUCUAAUCAAGAUUGCCCCAAAGCAGCGGUGGAAGAAGCACAAGCUGCUGGUUGCAAAAUUGAAGCACAGUAUAAAUACGGUCUAUGCAAGGGCGCAAAUAAGAAGAAGGCCGUCAUCAAGAACGGAUUUUAUCCAGAAGGGACUCAGUGUGGAAGAAUUUUCUGCGACAAGGAAUGGUUCAGAUUCAAUUUUUUCAAGUACGAGCUUUUCUGGAAAGCAUCUUUUUUGCGGUAA